Molecule: messenger RNA, 1225 nt
Organism: Durio zibethinus
Lineage: Eukaryota; Viridiplantae; Streptophyta; Magnoliopsida; Malvales; Malvaceae
Product: axial regulator YABBY 1-like
Biological process (GO): multicellular organism development; polarity specification of adaxial/abaxial axis; cell fate commitment
Cellular component (GO): nucleus
Source: RefSeq, a predicted model, not a curated record
CCGUCUUGUAUCUAGUAGACCAACUAGAUCAUCCAUCUUUUCUCUCUUUCUUUCCUCAUACUCGUUCUCUCUCUCUUUAUAUCACAACUCAUAAUCAAGAAAAGCAGAUCCAAGGUGGUGGUUAAGCUGUCAUUCUAUCAAUCAAUCAAUCUAGCCCACCAACGAGAGCAAUCAUCAAUCAAUUUUAAAAGAGAAAGGAAAGGGGAAUCAAAGAAGAUGUCUUCCUCGUCGACUACCUUGUCUUUGGACCAUCUCCCUCCCUCGGAGCAGCUCUGUUAUGUUCAUUGCAACAUUUGCGACACUGUCCUUGCGGUCAGUGUUCCUUGCACAAGUUUGUUCAAGACUGUAACGGUUCGAUGCGGGCACUGCACCAAUCUUUUGCCAGUGAACAUGCGUGGGUUGCUUCUGCCAUCGGCUAAUCAGUUUCAUUUGGCUCACAGUUUCUUCUCUCCUUCACAUAAUCUUCUGGAAGAGAUCUCAAAUCCUACUCCAAACUUUUUGCUUAAUCAAACCAACACGAAUGACUUCGCCAUACCCACUCGUGGAGUAGCUGAUGAGCUUCCAAGGCCUCCAGUUAUCAACAGACCUCCGGAGAAGCGACAGAGAGUCCCCUCCGCGUACAACCGAUUCAUCAAGGACGAGAUCCAACGCAUCAAGGCUGGAAAUCCUGAUAUAACUCACAGAGAAGCCUUCAGUGCAGCUGCAAAGAAUUGGGCCCACUUCCCACAUAUUCACUUCGGACUCAUGCCUGAUCAGACUGCCAAGAAGACUAACGUGCACCAGCAGGAAGGAGAGGAUGUUCUCAUGAAAAAUGGGUUUUUUGCUUCAGCUAAUGUGGGUGUCUCUCCUUAUUAAGCAAUAACCAGUGAUCAAUCGAGGCCGCUAUUUUCCAUUGUUCCUGUCUCUUGCAAUUUGCUAUUCUGCCAUUAGGUCUCUUUUUCUUUCUCUUUCUCUUUCUCAAUCUCUCAGUGCAGUCUUAGUUGCAGCAAGCUUAUGUUUUGUUUGAAAAACCUUUCUACCUCGAAUUGCUUGGAAAAACCUUACUCUUAGUUUCUCAUUGUUGAAUCUUUGCUAAUCAACUACUACUAGCAACUUCACUGUUUCAUGUGUUUGACAAUUUGUUAAUUUUUCCUUUCUUUCGGUUAAUUCAAUAGUUUAUUCUCUCAUUUUUAUUUGAAAGGCAAAGGAAUUUUAUUAAUGGAAAAAAUGUUCAGCUAAAGAGAAC